AUGACUAAUGAUGACCAAAUCCCUCCAGCUUUUGCACUCGCUGGUCUUCGUCCAAGUCACGACAAAUACUUCGCCCAACUCCCUCCAACGUGGGAUCUUUGGCUGGAAGCACUCCGGUUGCUGGUGAGCUAUGGUGCAUCUAUCCACGAGGCCGCGCACGGUAUGAGCUUCAGCGAGCUGAAUGUCGUCCGCGCGGACCGACAGCCACGGACACUCGAGCUCUUCCACUUCCUGCUAGCAGAGGGAUAUGACAGCUUUGACCAUAUGGACGAAAAGGGCUACUUCGCAAUAUUCAACGCGCUCCCGACGACCGACAGCGCGUUGCAGUGCCUUAAGCUGCUAUCUUCUGCUGAUGUGCAUAUGGAUAGAGUCUUUGAUGAUGGCCGAUCAAUCUUCCACCUAGCAGCUGAGCUAGCACAUGAUGUACGUGUUCUAGAGUUCAUUUACGAGAAUGGCGGUUCUAGCGAUCUCGACCGGCAGGACAAAUGGGGCUGGACUCCGCUUCAUUAUGCGGUUAUCUGUGGAAUGGGCAUGAGCGCCCCAGAGUCCUUGCAGAAUGUCAGAUUUCUCGUAGCCAAGGGUGCAGGCCCUGCAUUGAAGGGAUGGAAGAUCCCCCACAUCUUUGCGGGUAUAGAAUUAGCUCAGAGCCGUUUGAUCCUGCUGAACUGGGAAGCUAUUUGUGCCCGGACCUGA
Molecule: messenger RNA, 693 nt
Organism: Aspergillus affinis
Lineage: Eukaryota; Fungi; Ascomycota; Eurotiomycetes; Eurotiales; Aspergillaceae
Product: ankyrin
Exons: 2
Coding region: 1-693 (230 amino acids)
Molecular function (GO): protein binding
Source: RefSeq, a predicted model, not a curated record